Hyaloscypha bicolor E is the source of this 1776-nucleotide messenger RNA. RefSeq names its product multicopper oxidase. Bases 1 to 1776 code for a protein of 591 amino acids. NCBI's taxonomy places the organism in Eukaryota, Fungi, Ascomycota, Leotiomycetes, Helotiales, Hyaloscyphaceae. The transcript has 4 exons. Gene Ontology annotation, molecular function: copper ion binding; oxidoreductase activity. The record is from RefSeq and is a predicted model, not a curated record.
AUGGGCAACGUUGUCACCACUGCUCUUGGCACAGUCGGUGCCUUGACGCAACAACAAACUAAUGGUGCAUCUUUGUGGGGAACUCUCUCAGCCCCAACAUUCCCAUUUUUCCUUACCAAUAACCCCUUACCAAGCGGGUUUCCAUGGGGUCUCCUUACGGCAGCUGGGAGUGACCCCUACACACAGGCUCCCAACACCGGGGUAAUUCGAAGUUAUAACUUCACAAUAAGUCGAGGGUCCAUAGCACCCGAUGGCUAUCAAAGAGACGUAAUAUUAAUUAAUGGUCAAUUCCCAGGACCAGCGAUUGAGGCAAACUGGGGAGAUGUCAUACAAGUCACAGUAAACAACCAGAUUACGGGACCAGAAGAAGGGACUGCCUUGCAUUGGCAUGGUUUCCUUCAGAAGGAGACUCCGUGGUUUGACGGCGUGCCUUCGGUGGGACAGUGCCCGAUUGCGCCUAGAUCAUCUUUCACAUACCAGUUCAGGGCCAGUUUGUACGGAACUACUUGGUAUCAUUCUCAUUACUCGGCUCAAUACUCUGGCGGACUACUUGGGCCUCUGAUCGUUCACGGCCCGAAAAAUGCAAACUACGAUAUUGAUCUCGGCCCCGUCUUCCUCACUGACUGGUAUCAUACGGAGUACUUUAAGCUUGUGGAGGAAAUUAUGAAGCCAUUGCAGUCUGGCGGGAACCCAAGACCAGCAUCCGACAACAACCUCAUAAACGGAAAGAUGAACUUCGAUUGCUCCACCGUGGCCGCUGGGGAUCCCACUCCGUGCACAGAUGGCGCUGGAAUCUCGAAAUUCAAAUUCACCACUGGGAAGACCCACAGACUGAGAUUGAUCAAUGCUGGAUCUGAGGGCCUUCAACGAUUCAGUAUUGAUGGCCACAACAUGACAGUCAUUGCCAAUGACUUUGUACCAAUCGAACCAUACACAACCGAAGUCGUGACGCUUGGAAUCGGUCAGCGAACUGACGUGUUAGUCACGGCAACCGCAGGCAACUCCCAAUCCGCCUGGUGGAUGCGCUCCAACAUCUCGACCGCUUGCUCCAAAGCCAACCAACCCAAUGCCCUCGCAGCAAUCUACUAUGACAAAGCCGACACUACCAAAGCCCCGACUAGCAUAGCAUGGAACGUUCCUGACCCAGGAACUUGUGCAAACGACAACCUCUCCCUCACCGUUCCCUACUUUCCCAUCUCAGCAGCCACCCCUUCGACAACGAGGACGAUGGUCAUCGAUUACAUUAUUAACGCAACAGACAAUUUCCUCUGGCGUCUAGACGGCACCUCUGCCCGUGUCGACUACAAUGAUCCCGUCCUCCUGCUUGCCGAACAAGGAAACCUCACUUUCCCCGAUGAAUGGAAUGUAAAGAACUUCGGCACCAACACCACUGUGCGCGUCGUGGUCAAUAACCCCUCUCCCGCCUCACAUCCUAUGCACCUUCACGGACACAAUAUGCAAAUCCUUUCCGAAGGCGACGGAAACUGGGACGGCAGCACGAUCGUCAAUGCCAACAAUCCUCAACGCCGCGACGUGCAGCUCGUGCGCGCAAACGGGCACUUCGUCAUGCAGUAUGACCUUGACAAUCCUGGUGUCUGGCCGUUCCAUUGCCAUAUUGCCUGGCAUGUAAGUGGGGGCUUGUACGCGAACUUCAUGGAGCGGCCGGCGGAUAUUGGGAAGGAUAAGAAUAUUCCAAUGGUGAUGAAGCAGACGUGUACGGAUUGGGUGAAGUAUACCAAUGCGGAUGUUGUGGAUCAGAUUGAUAGUGGUGUGUAG